AUGAUGUGCAGGGGAUUCUCAAUCCCACUCACAGGAUCUGCUCGAAGUUGGUAUCGUCAACUUAAACCCAACUCCGUUGGUUCCUUCGCAGAACUAAGCCGACUAUUCCUUACCCAAUUCAUAAGCGGUAAGAGGAGUCGGAAGCCCAAUACUCACUUGUUCACCAUCAAGCAAGAGCCUAAGGAGUCGUUAAAGGACUACAUUACUCGCUUCAAUGAGGAAACAUUGCAGGUAGAAGACUACGACGACAAGAUGGACCUCGCUGCCAUGUUCAACGGCCUAAAAGAGAGAAAGUUUACUUUCUCCAUUAGAAAGAAUCCACCGAAGACGUUAGCUGACCUCGUCGCCAGAGCUCAGAAGUAUACUAACGCUAAGGAAUUCUCCAACGCCCACAAAAAUGUUCAAGUGACAGAGCCAACUGGUAAAGGGAAGAGGCCAAGGAACGAAGAACCUCAGCCAUCCAGUAAAGGAUUAGACGACCGUGACCCUCGCGAUCGUCGUCCGAGCAGAAAAUCGGAGGGUAAAUUCCGUUCCUACACCUCCCUCAACACGUCAACUGAGCAAAUUCUAUUGGACAUCAGAGGGCACAAGCUUCUGAAUUGGCCUGUCUGUAUGAGGGCCGACCCAGAUCAUCGAGACAAAUGCAAGUACUGCCGCUUCCAUCAGGAUUACGACCACAACACAGCUGAUUGUGUGGACCUUAAAGAUGAGAUCGAGGCCCUCGUCCAUAAAGGCCAUCUGCGCCAAUAUACCAAGGAAGGAAAAACAGCUCGGAAAGAAGAGCGAGAGAAACCGAAUAACACCACAGAAGAGCCAACCGAAAUCCGCACCAUCUUCGGCGGCUCGUCAGGAGGAGGAGAUCCAAACAGGGCUCGAAAAGCCCAUUCUCGGAAGUCUGAUCCGGAACAUCAUGUCCACUUGACCGAGCGGCCAAGCAAAGAGCUUCGGGUCAAUCUGUAUAAUAUGACCUUCUCGGAAGACGAUGCGUGCGGAAUCCAACAUCCGCACGACGAUGCCCUUGUGGUCACUAUGACCAUAGCCAACCAUAAGGUGUACUGUAUCCUGGUCGACACCGAAAGCUCAGCAAAUGUGAUCUACUCUGAGGCAUUCGAAAGAAUGGGGAUCCUAAGGUCACGCCUCAGACCUGUGAAGACCUCCUUACAUGGUUUUGUCGGAGAAAGGGUGAUCUCCGAGGGAGUCAUCUCCCUCCCUGUGACCACAGGAGAAGGACAACAUCAAGUCAUCAUCAUGGUAGAUUUCCUCGUUGUCAAUGUGCCAUCAGUACAUAACGUCAUUUUGGGCAAACCUUCUCUCAAUGCAGUGAGGGCAGUCGUCUCCACCUAUCAUCUAAUGAUAAAAUUUCCCAUCGAGGGUGGGGUAGGUUACCUCUGA
Molecule: messenger RNA, 1392 nt
Organism: Magnolia sinica
Lineage: Eukaryota; Viridiplantae; Streptophyta; Magnoliopsida; Magnoliales; Magnoliaceae
Exons: 1
Coding region: 1-1392 (463 amino acids)
Source: RefSeq, a predicted model, not a curated record